UUGGAUAAUCACCCAAUUGGAUAGAUAUAUAAAAUGGAUAGAAUUUGCCUAUUCGAAGAAUAUAGAUUAGUGGAACGAGGAGAAAACGAAGUAAAUGGAGCUUGGAAAGGCGCUCAUCUCCUUCUGUUCUUCAUGGCCUUCGUGUUCGGUUCCUUCUGCACUUUCUGUUUCCAUAUGCUGAUGUACCUUUUUGAUGAGAAGUGUGUACUUUUUCCUAAAUUGCAAUCACUGACAUCACUAUCCCACAAUGUCAUAUACGAGUUCAUACCCAUGGAUAAGGAAACAGCCAACUUGCUGCCAGUGGAUUUCCUAAACACUCAAUGGAUGGAAAAGAGUGCUUGCUAUCUACCAACUUAUGUGCCUCUGGUGUCCGGUAUCUUCGGACUUGUGUGGACCACUAUGUUUCUUAUGUGUUCUACAGGUAGCAGGACGUUGACAGGAUUGCAGCGUCCUUGGCGGAUAUUACUACCUGUAUUUGUAUUCUCCUUGGCAAUGGGGGGACUCUGCGUUUAUUCGUCUGCUGUUACCCACUACGGCUUGCAAGAGUUAUGCCACAAAUUAAGCGAGAUCACUGGUAGCCCUACCUGCACAUACACCGUUAAUGUUGCUACGCUGGCGUACGAAAGGCGUAUUCGAGGUGUGUACCAGGCUACUAGGCUGACGAUCCUAUCGGCUUGGUUACAUACCGCCUGUUGGUUGCUAUCUGCACUACUGACUCUGGCUCGAGUGCUGUUGGUAGUAGACUUCCAGCUGGUGCGAGUAAACGUAGAACUUGUUGGGAACGUUGAUAGAAUACUGGAACGUUAUGAAAAACCAAUUCAUAUAAUAUCGCCAGAAGAUUGGUUCAACACUGAAAACGAUUCUCAAAAGUCAUUGCCAAUUCGAUUACAGAGCAAAGUACAAUUCCAAGAUACUACAGGUACAGAUAAAGAUAUAUUUGUAGACGACAUUAAAGAACUUUACAAGGCAGAAAGUGAUAUUUUGGAUACUAAACGAAAGAAAUCAGAACUUUCAUUGUUACCGGAAGAGCGGUAUAAAAUAGCCAAGAUACUUGCUUACAAAUAUGUACCAAAACAAUAUAAGUUUAUUGUAAAAAUACUAUAUGACCUUGUUGAAAAUAUAAAUUUGUCCGAAAUUGAUAGCGAAUCGCCUUCAAGUAUUUACGAGCGACCCAGUGAAAUAUUAACUAUUACACGUCAGUAUGGACAAGAGAAAAUAUCAUCAAAGGUUCAGUAUGAACCGCGAUCUAGUAAGUCUGAUGAAGUUACUUCUAUAGAUGACCACGACACUGAAAUUUCAAUGGAAAUAAAAACAAACUUGAUAGAAGAAAAAUUACAUAAGCAAUUACUUGAGCUACCUAUGUUGCCUAGUUCUUCCAAGUCUGGAACUAGGAUGUCACUACAGGUAAAAAACAAAGAAAAAAUUUUUUUUGAAUCUACCUUGAAUAUUACGGAUGAUCUGAAAAAAACUAUUAAAGCUAAUUUAACCCAAUUAGAACAGGAACACCCAGCUCGAAUGAGUACUGAAUCAAUAAAAAUGACUAAAAAGUCUAAUCUUAAACAAAUAAGUGUUCAAACCAAUAAGAUAAAAAAGAGUUCUACCAAAGCUCAAAAAGUGUAUAUAGCGGAGUCUACAAGUGUUACUGAAGAAAAAGACCAAGAAACUCAAUGCCCUAUUACUGAGGAAGAAUCGGACAACGAAACAGUUACUCUGUCUAAAAUAAAACAACCUGAGGAAAUCGAUCAAGCAACGCAAACUUUAAAAAAAGAAAAACAAGAUUAGUAUAUACCACAUGUUAGGUACUCGUAUCUUAUCAUAUCGAUCGUCACAUAUAUUAGUGAAGACUCUUAUAAUAAGUAAGUACUUUUUUGUUCGGUAUAAAUUUGUUUGUUUUUAUUUAGUGUUUAAUUAUUUGAUAAUACCACAGAUAAGGUAAUAUUACAUAGUUGAUACCAUACUUUAAAUUACUUUAUUA
Messenger RNA from Achroia grisella, 1975 nucleotides. RefSeq lists its product as uncharacterized. NCBI's taxonomy places the organism in Eukaryota, Metazoa, Arthropoda, Insecta, Lepidoptera, Pyralidae. The record is from RefSeq and is a predicted model, not a curated record. Bases 34 to 1782 code for a protein of 582 amino acids. The transcript has 6 exons.